AGGGAGGGCGCGCAAGCACGUCGUUGACGUCGUUCGAGGUCGAGACUCGAGAACGGAGCAAGCGUCAAUCGCUUCGAAAAGCGUCGGCAGGGUCGACAGUGUCGGCACUGGUCAGCACGGGCGACUGGGGCAACUGGGGGAAGGGAAAGUGGAGUCUUGAAAAGCUGGUAGUGGUGGCGACGACGACGACGACGACGACGACGAUGCGAAUCCGAAUGGUGCAGAAUGGUGCGAUGGUGGGAACUCUCUCGGUCUAAGAUGGCGUAGCGUUCUGCUACGACGCUAACGACGCAUGAGUAUCGGCGAGGUGAGUAGAGCUGAACAUCAAGAACGAUAACGACGAGGUCGUCUCCCGGGUGGAGUAACCGGCUGGCUGAUUUUCCCACGCACCUCGCAGUGUUUCUCUCCCUCUUGGCUGUUACAUGUUAAUAUUGUACGCUGUAUUUAUAGCGUUAACGGAAAUAGCUCGAGUACAUGUAACACACCGCGAAAAUGAGUUUACCCUGCGACUGGCAGACCAGCAAGCAGAAACUGUCGGAGCGUGGCCAGCAUCUGCUGGAGACUGGACAAUGGUCUGACUGUAAUUUCAUUGUCGGCCAGGAACCCCAGCAACAGACUCUCAAGGGUCAUAAACUGUUCCUGGCCAUGUCCAGUCCGGUCUUCGAAGCUAUGUUUUUUGGUGGUAUGGCGGAGAAAAAUGAUCCGAUACCAAUAAGGGAUGUUCAGCCUGAGGCAUUCAAGGCCCUACUAGAGUAUAUAUAUACGGAUAAAGUUGAACUUGGUUCCUUCGAAUUGGCCUGCGAGUUAUGUUACUGCGCCAAAAAAUACAUGCUGCCAUCCUUGGUAGAAGAGUGUACAAAAUAUCUGUGGUGUGAUCUCUCACCGAAGAAAGCAUGCAGAGCAUACGAGUUUGCCAAGCUUUUUGAGGAACCUGUCUUAAUGGAGAAAUGUCUACAAAUCAUACGCACCAAGACGGAUCAAGUGUUGAAGGAAGCCAGCUGGGAAGAUGUAGAGCUAGGGACUCUUCUUAAAGUUUUGGAGCAGGACGAUUUGCAGAUCAGCUCGGAGAUAGAAUUAUUUACUGCGAUGGAGCGAUGGGCUAAAUCGGAAUGCUCUAGAAAGUCUCUUGACCCAACCAAUGAAAAAUGUCUGAAAUCUGUCAUUGGAAAUGCCCUCUUAAAGAUAAGAUUUCUGAGCUUGACACCACAAGAAUUUGCAGAAGGUCCCGGCUUGUCUCCUUUGCUUACAAAAGAUGAGGCUUUCGCUAUACUGAUGAAUAUCCUGUGUACUGGCAAUAAAACUAUAAUGCCUAUGCCCGAAGGUUUUUGCACGAAUUCAAAUAGCAGAGCAAAACCAGUCAAGACUCACUCCACGAAUCUUGGACAAUCUAUGGGAGUGUUUCCUGUAAUAAAUAUGAUGACUUCGAGACAUAUUUUUCCUCCGUACGGCAAUUUAAAUAUUCCUGUACGUUCUGGCUUUCUAAAUGAUGGAGAAUCUAGCAGCAGUACGAUGCGGAACACAUCGCCGAUACUAGUGGAUGCGAGCAUAAAUAAAGACUCUGGAAACUUGCCCAAUACUUCUUCCACGGGAGUAGUUGUUCGCGAGGGACCAAAGUAUUAUUGUCUCAGAUCGGUAGUUCAGCAAACGGAUUGCUUGAAUACGAACGUGUUGGACUGUUCCGUCACAUUCAGUGUAGAUAAAAAUAUUUGUGUGGUGGGUGUACAGGUUCCUACGCAAAUCGCGGCGGCGAGUAAUUUCACUCACGCUAUAGAUGCCGAUUCGUCUUAUACUGAAAUUUUAUACGCCCAUCUCCUCGAUUGUGACGGUACCAGAUUAACGUAUACACAUUUCACUACUAAAGCGAAUUUUGGUACUCUCGUGGAAAUCACUUUCAAUCGACCAGUUUACAUUCAAAAGCACAAGGUUUAUCGAGUUGGCGUCGUAUUUAAUAAGGCUGGAUGGUAUCCAGUAGGAGUUUGCGCCCAAAACAUGUCCUGUGAUUCUGUGUUCUUCUCGUUCGGUGUGGGCAAUACUGCACAUGCAGUUCGUGAUGGUCUUAUUCGAUCCAUAGUUUUCACAUAUCAUUAACACAACGAAACAGGUGACAGAUAAAAAAUAGCAUACCUAAGGUAGUUGACCCAUUAAUUGUCAGGGUAUCAGUAAUCGCCAUGUUUACAUAUUAAAGACAUACUUUAGUAUUUUCUAUUCAUCGUGCAGUUUGUUGAUAUUUUUAUUGGUUCCAACAAGGUAUUUACAAUGUUGUGUUACAUUAUGAAACUCGUAAGUAUAUGAAUUCACUACAGAUUAAAUCGAAUAUGUGCAGCAACCGAGUCGAUGCGUGAUUUUGACCAAAUGCUUCAUUGUGAGGUUAAGAGACAUCUCGUGUGAUUUGGAAUAUUGGCAACUUGCGUGAGGUAAAUUGAGCAUCAAAUUAUAAUUAAAUCAAAAUUGCAGUUUUACAUACACCAUCACAAAUUAUUGUUUCGUACAAAUUUCAUUUUUUUUUUCCGUGACGAGCACCGGUUCAUCGAAGCAUGUAGUCGUUCGAGUAAUCGCCACACCUGUUGAUGACUAAGACUAGAUGACCCGAAAAAAUUCUUGUAAAUAAAAUAAUAAUUUUAUCCAAAAUCCAAAUAGAAAAAUCAGAACCGUAAUUGUUAUUAUCUAGAGAUUUUACGGACCAGUAAUCGUCAUAGGCAUAGUCAAGUUAAUAAAUAGAUAUGCAAACAAAUAAAAAAUGUCGAUCACACUGGAUCAUUUCUAUGUCGAUAACUGGG
This is a messenger RNA of Trachymyrmex cornetzi, 2777 nucleotides long. RefSeq names its product BTB/POZ domain-containing protein 1. Lineage: Eukaryota; Metazoa; Arthropoda; Insecta; Hymenoptera; Formicidae. Gene Ontology annotation, molecular function: protein binding. Gene Ontology annotation, biological process: neurogenesis. The coding region runs from base 493 to 2088 and encodes 531 amino acids. Gene Ontology annotation, cellular component: P-body; cytosol. The record is from RefSeq and is a predicted model, not a curated record. The transcript has 5 exons.